This is a messenger RNA of Opisthocomus hoazin, 1389 nucleotides long. The record is from RefSeq and is a predicted model, not a curated record. NCBI's taxonomy places the organism in Eukaryota, Metazoa, Chordata, Aves, Opisthocomiformes, Opisthocomidae.
AUGAAUGAAGUUAGGGAAGAGACCUCUGUAGAUACUGGGGGCUCUCAAAAAAGGUACAAGGAAAGAAAAGGAGUGGACGGAGUUAGUGGGAGAAGUAGACUCGCAGAAGGUAAGGAGGAGCACUCUACUGACCAAUCUAAAAAGCUUAAAAAAACGGAGAGGGAGAAACAGUUGGCAACAAAAAAGAAGGUUGAAAAGAAGACAAAGGCUGCUGCAGCAAAGGUGGCUUUAGAACAGGCAAAUGAGAGCUUUUCUCUAAAUUCUGGUAAAAAUAGCACCAGAAAAAUCACAACACAGUCCAGGAAAAAGAGUGUGGGGCCUUCAGAUUCUUCCAGCACAUCGUCUGACAGUGACAGCAGUGAAUUAAAGCAAAAUAAAUCUUCCCAUAAACCCGUAGUGUCAACGCUUCCCAAAGACAAAUCCCAAGCUGCUGCACAUUCUGAAGUGAAAACUGUUGUUUCUAAUAAAGUGACUGUAAAGUCUAAAGCUGAAAAGUCCACUAAGACUGCAAUUAGUGAAAAUGCUAGAAAAUCCCAGUCCUCUAGUUCAGAUUCUGACUCGAGUACGGAGGAUGAGAAAGCGGCACCAGCACAAGACAGUACUGCAAAGGAAAAGUUGCUGCCUAACAACGCGGCAGCUGUAAAAACCAGUACCGCCAAGGCCUCCUCUUCAGAGUCUGACAGUUCAGAUUCAGAAACACUUGUUAUUAAAAAACCCGCAGCAAAUGCUGGACUGAGUAAUUCCGUAGUAAGGAACUGUACUAAGCAGUUGCCAGCCAGUGUUCAAGGACCACUUGCCAGCCCAGGCCGCGGAAGGGGGCGUGGAACAGGAGGGGAUAACUUCUGGAGAGGACCUAGCGGCCGUGGGUUUCGUGGGAUGAUGAGGGGCCAAGGCCGUGGGAGAGGAGCAAACCCUGGCUUCUUCUAUAACUACAGCAGUGAAGGCCAGAAACAGAGGCAGUUAAAUGAAGCUGCGACGAACACUUCUGUUCUUGUCCAGAAUCCUCUGGAGGCCCCCAAGAGGGACUACAGUGUGUUACCUCUUCUAGCUGCCCCACCACAAGUGGGAGAAAGAAUUGCCUUUAAGCGCUUGGAACUAACUGAAAAUUACAGUCCUGAAGUUUCAGACUAUAAGGAGGGGAAAAUAAUCAGUUGGAAUGCUGAUAAAAAGCAGAUCGAGCUUGAGAUCCUUUCGUCGUCAGCAGGACAGUUCGCUAAAGAGCCAGGGAAAUUUGAUCUGGUUUACCAGUCUGCAGAUGGAGUGGAAUUGAUAGAGUACGCGGUUCCUCAGGAUACAAAGAUAACUGAAAGUUGGGAUGCACUGAUAGAGCCAAGACUGAUUGUCGAGCCUCCAGUUAACGGAUCCAGCGUUGAAAGUGGAACGGUCUAA